Messenger RNA from Capsicum annuum, 657 nucleotides. Its product is annotated as rRNA methyltransferase 1, mitochondrial-like. Gene Ontology annotation, molecular function: RNA methyltransferase activity; RNA binding. Gene Ontology annotation, cellular component: chloroplast. Gene Ontology annotation, biological process: rRNA methylation. Bases 1 to 657 code for a protein of 218 amino acids. The transcript is spliced from 3 exons. The record is from RefSeq and is a predicted model, not a curated record. Lineage: Eukaryota; Viridiplantae; Streptophyta; Magnoliopsida; Solanales; Solanaceae.
AUGGCGGAUAAAGUUGGAUUAGAAAAAAAUAAAGUAUCUAAACAUGACCUAAAUAUGAUUACUGUUAAUAGACCUCACCAGGGACUGAUCCUCGAUGCUUCUCUAUUGGAAAUGGUUGCUAUUAAGGAAUUGAAACCUAUUUCAAUUAAGGAACAAGAGACUACUUCUCUUUGGGUUGCUUUGGAUGAGGUUACUGAUCCUCAGAAUUUGGGUGCAAUUAUACGGGCUGCUUACUUAUUAGGAGCUUCUGGGAUCGUCUUAUUUGCGAAGAACUGUCUACCAUUGAGUGGGGUAGUGAGAAAAGCAAGUGUCGGCUCACUUAAAUUAAUGGAGCUGAGGUCUUGCAAGAAUAUGAUGCAAUUCCUUGCGUCUUCUAUAGAAAAUGGAUGGCGGAUCCUAGGAAGUGAAGGAACUGAGCUGAGGCUAUUGGUAGAGAGGUCAGAUACUGAAUUAGUUAAAAUUCCAAGAAAUAUCCCUUUCAAUAUAGUUGUUGGACAAGAUGAGGAUGCUGAGUGCGAUAAUAGUAUUUCAGGCCAGAAUUAUAGAUCUGCGGAGAUCAAAGAUCUUGUCGAUCUUGGAGACAGUGACAACGUCUCCAACUUUAAGCCAAGGACAAAUGUGCCAGGAACUUCUGGUGCUGCUAUCCACUCUGCCUGA